Messenger RNA from Syngnathus acus (greater pipefish), 3327 nucleotides. It is a transcript of the gene khdrbs1a, whose product is annotated as KH domain containing, RNA binding, signal transduction associated 1a. Gene Ontology annotation, molecular function: poly(A) binding; mRNA binding. Bases 312 to 1424 code for a protein of 370 amino acids. The record is from RefSeq and is a predicted model, not a curated record. NCBI's taxonomy places the organism in Eukaryota, Metazoa, Chordata, Actinopteri, Syngnathiformes, Syngnathidae. The transcript has 10 exons. Gene Ontology annotation, cellular component: nucleus. Gene Ontology annotation, biological process: regulation of alternative mRNA splicing, via spliceosome.
CAUUUCCGGCGGCUGCCUCUCUUUCUCCUCUCGUUCAUAUGCAGCUGCGCCAUCUCCCCAUUGUCCGUUGACGGAAGGUAACAUCACCGCCACCGAACCUCCACUGGACUAAAUUAUCACGACGCUGUUGAUCACGAGGACUAUUGUUCGCUUUUUUGCUGCUGUCUUGAGUUGCACGAAGCCUCAGCACGGCGAGCGACGCUGCGUUUGUUCCAUCCAGUGGCGUUAGCGAGGUUUGAGCUUAGCAAGUGCUAACAAAGAGGCCAAUUGAAGUCCGCCAUCGUGUGAGACCUGGUUACGAGGAAAGCAAAAUGGAAGACACAAAAUACCUACCGGAGCUCCUGGCCGAGAAGGACAGCUUGGAUUCAUCUUUCACCCACGCCAUGAAGCUUAUUUCUGCUGAGAUUGACAGGAUCCAAAAAGGUGAACCUAAGAAAGAACAAGACAAAGAGAAAUACUUGGACCUCUUUGCUACAAAAACUCUGCAGCUCAAAGAGCGUGUACUUAUACCAUCCAAGCAGUAUCCCAGGGUCAACUUUGUCGGCAAGCUAUUGGGGCCACAGGGUAGUACCAUCAAGAGGCUACAAGAGGAAACUGGUGCAAAAAUUUCAGUUUUGGGAAAAGGUUCCAUGAGGGAUAAGACUAAGGAGGAAGCGCUACGUAAUGGCGGUGAAGCAAAGUAUGCUCACCUUGCAUUGGAGUUGCACGUUUUCAUUGAAGUGAUGGCGCCCAUCCCAGACGCCUACCUUCGCAUGGCUCAUGCGAUGGAUGAGGUCAAAAAGUUCCUGAUCCCAGAACCUGGUGAGUAUGACCCAUAUAUGGACCCCCAUUUCCUGAAUGGCUCUCACGACGGUUCAGCCAGGGGACGUGGCGGGCCUAUGGGAAGAGGCCGAGGUGUACCACCAGGUCCCGGGCCGAGAGGGCGUGGACUUCCCCGCGGUGGUCCUCGUGGGGCCAUGCGCGGUGGCGGCCCACGAGGAGGAGUAAGCCGGGGCAAUUCUCGAGGCGUGCCAGCUGGUAGAGGUGGACCCACGACUCCCACUCGAGGAGGUUCCUCCUCACGGUCCAGACCCCCUGCUACCGGGGCACCGAGGAUGCUCCCCGCCGCUGCCCUUUCACACCAGCAAGUCCCCCCGUCGGGCUCCCAAUCCAAACCUGAGUCCUAUGAAGACUAUCCUGCUUAUGAGGAUUCAUAUGCAGAGCCAGCCUAUGAGGGAUAUGAAAAUUAUUAUAGCCAACAACCUUUACCCACGGAUACUGAGUAUUAUGACUACGGUCAUGGAGAGCCCCAGGAAGCCGCCUAUGAGCAAUAUUCUCAGGAGGACUGGGAGAGCACAUGGGCCGCCUCUGCAGCCGGAGGCAAGGCUGCUCCGGCGAGGCAGGCAAGAGGAGCCUAUCGAGAGCAUCCCUAUGGAAGAUUCUGAACAGCUACCGGUAGAAGGUUGCCACGGCAACUGCCUUCGAUUGUAACUCACUUAACGUUUCAAAAGUAAUUUCCAUGGUUUUUCCCUUCUCUUUUUAUGGUUUAGUUUUAAUAGUUUCUCAUUUUUAGCACAGAUUUUGUUGCACGUGUUCAAUUUUCCGGGAGUAAAAAGUGUGGUUUCGUAGUAACUGUUAAAAUUAGUAGUUGGCGGUUCCAUCGUGACAAACCUCCGAGGCAUUCAUAUUUUAGCAAUAUUUACUGGUUAUGUUUUAAUUAUCAUAACAAAAUUAUCGUGGCAAAAGAAAUCUAGCUUCCAUAUCUAGUUCUUACAAACGGAACAAAAGAGCUUAGUUAAUUUGAAGUCUAAAAAAAAUUGUUUUAUGGUCCAACACGAAUCUUAUAUAAGAGUUUUUGUCUUCUAAUAGGUCAAUCAUAUCUUAUUGUAAUAAAAUACAACAAAAGGAAAAAAAAUAUGCUUGAUAAUAUGAUUUGUCACAAUUAACUCUCAAAAAUACUGAAAGCCAACCAAUUCUCAAUGUGUGUGCCAGGUGGCUGCAGCCUUCUCAAUAGUUUGUACAUAACUGUAGGACAACUGUGUAUAUUGUAAGACACGUAAAAAAAAAAAAAUGCUUAAUUGUGUACGUUUGGCUAAAUAGAAUUCUAAACGCGUUUAUCCAAAUGUCUUUCUGCAUUGCGUUGUUUUAAUAAAGUUUCUAGUUUUGAGUUUAAACUUGAUUUAAAAGUGGUAUUUUGCCUUUGUUUGUACCAAAAAAAAAAAAAAGAAAAGAUUUCCCUUGGUGAACAUGUAAAAAUGUAUUUGACGCUGAACAAGCUACCUGUGUACUGUCAGUAAGAUUUUUCUUUAAAGCAAAACAAAACAGUGUAUGGACUUUGAACUAAGUAUUGUUUUUCCAAAUUUCCUAAACUAUACUUGUAAUGUCACUGACAAUAAUAAAGUUCAUCAUUCCACGAGGUACGGUCUGCCAAAUAGAAGUUGGAUUUGAUGAUCUCCUGCUUGAAUAUGCAUUGUCGUCAACCUUUAGUGUAUCUGCAAUCCUAGAAGGCGUCAGCCACUUGAAGUAACAACAAUAUUUCAAACCAAGCUUGCAGGGGUCUUGACUUUGAAGCAAAGUCAUGCUGGCUGCUUUUUUAUAAAAGACAAAAAUCGCUGAGGGGAGGAUUCUAAAAGCCAAAAGAUCGCCACAUGAAGGUAAAACUAACCAACUCUCAUCUAUUAGAUUUUUGUUUUAUUUUGUGACCAAGUAUAAGGUAAUUAAAAAAAAAAGUGCAAAAUGGUAUCAGCUGUUCCGAGCAAAAUAAGCCGUACAAAAAUAGAUCAGAAAUUGUGAUGCAACUCUUGCUCAAAUAAAAAUAAGUCGUAACUUAAUGCAAUACCUUGACAAUUUUUGGAGAUUGGUGAUGAAUGAAAAUUCAUUUCAUAAUAUAUCACCUAACAAUACUUGUGAUUAGUAAUAUCCCAAUAAUGAAAAUAAAAAAACAUGUUUGAGUUGCUUAAAUCUUUAGAUCAUGUUAGAUUUGCAUGUUUGCCCGUGUGAGUACGAAUCCAUGUUCAGUGUGCGUAUUUGUGCUGCUAAGAACUCAUUUUGUCUUCCUUUUUAGGUGUUAAGUGACAUGUCUCAAUGCUGGAGACAAAACUGCUUCCAAGAUCCCUAAGCAAUCACGGUCAUUCAAGUGUCCUUUUGAAAGGCGGGAGAAACUUUGUAGCAGUCAAGGCUGCUUUGUCGUCACUCAACCCGCACUUUGCUUUGCAGAAUGUUUUCUGAGGAGACAAGUCAUCUUUCCUCUAUGAGGAUUUUUUCAAUAUCUAUAAAAAAAUUUACCCAGUUCAGUCUAAACUUGCAAUGUUAAUGUUGACUUGAAUAAAAUAUAUUUAUUGGAAUUAA